GACACUCUGGACCAGGGCGCCCGCUCUCCUCCCCUCUCCCUCCGCUCGCCACCCCCCGAGACCCACCCCUAGGCAGACCCAACUGGGGUGGAGCAGGGGGAGGGUGGCGGGCGAGAGAGGACAGCAAACUCAGCUCCGACAGCUGAGGGGCCCCUUUUCCCCCAAGCGAAACUUGCGUCGAAUACCUUUUUAGCCGCCUCUAGCCCUCACGGCUGGGUGCCAACACUGGCCAGAGUCAAGCGAUAGUAGCCACCAAUCAGUGAGGAUGCCACGGAUACCCACAACCCUGCCGUACAAAUUUGAGAGGCUGCCCAGUUCGGUGGUGCCGUCGCACUAUACCAUUGUUCUCACGCCAGACUUAGAAAAUUGUGUCUUCGACGGGACGGUGAAUGUCGAUCUGGAGGUGAAGCAUCCUACCACACGCAUUGUUUUGAAUUGUGUGGAUCUUGAAGUUAGACACAUAGAACUUCAUCAUGAUGAUGGAACAUUAUUCUUACCAAGCAAAGUAAUUUUUGCUGUGAAAUGUGAGACUGUAGCAAUAUAUUUUGCAUCUGAAGUUCCUGCUGGCCGAUGUAAGCUGUCAAUCAACUUUAAGGGAUACCUCGAUGACUGUAUGAGGGGUUUUUAUCGAUGCAAAUACAAAAGUCAUGACACUGAAGAAGAGCGAUUUUGUGCAAUAUCCAAAUUUGAUGCUGGUCAAGCACACCGCUGUUUUCCAUGUUGGGACGAGCCGGCUAUCAAAGCAACAUUUGAUAUAACUCUCCGCAUUCCUACAAACAGAGUUGCUUUAUCUAAUAUGCCUGUUUCACAUGAAGAGGAGAUGACCGAUAGUACAAAGGCUGUACGCUUUGAGACAACUCCUAUAAUGUCAGCACAUCUGGUUGCAAUUGUUGUUGCUGAAUUGGACUUUAUUGAAGAAACUGUGGAUGGCAUACCUAUACGAGUGUAUACACCACUAGGAAAAAAAGAACAAGGAAGAUUUGCUUUGGAAGCUGCUGUUAGAGUUCUCCCAUUUUAUAAAGAACAUUUUGAGCUGCCCUAUCCUCUUCCAAAAUUAGAUUUCGUUGCAAUCGAAAAUUUUUCCCCAGGUACAGUGGGAAAUUGGGGUUGCAUCAUUUACAGAGACCUCGGUCUGCUUCGUGGUGAUAAAUUAAAACCUCCAAAGCGGACUGUGGCUUUAUUAGUAGCGCAUGGUCUUGUUUAUCAAUGGAUUGGAGGCUUGACUACCAUGGAAUGGUGGACCCACUUUUGGUUGAAGGAGGGAUAUGCAGCAUUCCUUCAAUACCUUUGUACUGCCCAUUUGUAUCCAGAAUUUGACUUAUGGACACAAUUUAUAAGUGAUACUUAUUGCCAUGCCCGCACAAUGGAUGGUGUGAGGAGUGUAAUUCCUCUUGAGGUGACUAUUGGGCAUCCAAUUGAAGUGCAGGAUGUUUUUGAUGAUAUUUCUUGUAGCAAAGCAGCCUCUGUAAUUAGAAUGCUCCAUAGAUACAUAGGAGAUGCUAACUUUACUAAAGGCAUGAGCCUUUACCUUCAUAACUUUGAGUACGGCAACGCUACCACUGAUGACUUAUGGGAAUGCCUUGAAGAAGUGUCAAAUAAACCAGUUCUUGAGAUAAUGCGUACCUGGACAAGACAAAGUGGAUACCCUGUUGUAUCAGUAAAAUGUGAAAUAGAGGGAGAUACACAUAAGCUUUACUUGGAGCAAGCCCCCUUCAAAGGAAUUGGACUAGGCCCUGAUUCUGAUGACAGGCUAUGGCCCAUUCCAAUUCAAUUUAGUGCAGCUGCUGAUCCGCAGCAUGUUAUACAUGAGUACAUGUUGCGUUCCAAAGAAGCCAUUGUUUUGCUGGAACAUGUGAAACCCACAGAUUGGGUGAUGCUUAAUCCUGGGGUUUUUGGCUUCUACCGUGUCAACUAUUCUUCAGAAAUGCUAGAAAUGCUUAAACCAGGAGUUGCUGAUCUCUCAAUUCCAGCAAUUGACCGCUUAACACUUUUAGAUGAUUAUUUUUCACUGGCAAAAGCAGGUCUAUGUAGCACUGGUCAAGUCCUUCGGCUCCUUCAUGCUAUGAAGAAUGAAACCAGCUGUUGUGUAUGGGUAGAAAUGUGCAACAUUCUUGUGAGAUUGCGGGUGCUCUUACAGCAUUCAGAUGAUGUCUACCCCCUUUUCAUGGACUUUGGAAAAAGGUUGCUGCAGCCUAUUAGUCAGUCAAUUAGAUUGUGGAAUCCAGCAGCAGAUGAAAAAUAUGAAGACAGGGUAUUACGCUGCCUUAUUCUAGACCAACUGAAUGCUUUUGAUGACCAAGCUACAUAUGAAGAGUCAAAAAAACGUUUUAAUUCUCAUGUGACCGGUUCAAUUCGUUUGCACCAUGAUAUUCAAAGCAGUGUCUACUGUGGAGUUCUUGCCAAAGCCGACACUGCAACCUAUGAGACAUUCCUAAAGAUGUACCAUGAAGCAACAAGUCAAGAGGAGAAAGACCGCAUUGCUAUUUCACUUGCAACAAUUGAUGAUACUGAACUCUUGAGAGAGGUCAUGAAGUUCCUAUUCUCUGAUGAAGUAAACCCACAAAUACUUUUAAGAGUAUUUGGAGUGAUGACACAUAUUAAAAGAGGAAGAGAAGUAAUGUGGGAGUUCUCUAAAGAAAAUUGGAACAAGCUGUACUCCAAAUAUGGCUCUUUUGCAUUAUUUUCUCACUACCUAGUAACAGCUUUUCAGAACUUUGCAACUCAAGAAAUAGUAGAAGAACUAGAAGAAUUUUUUACAAACAACGAAACGAGUGGGGCUGAAAAGGCAGUACAGCAAGUGUUAUGUUAUAUACGCAUGAACACUGCAUGGUUAAAACGGGACCUAGUAGACAUAAAAUCAGUUUUGGAAAGUUUUCUGUAAUUCAUUUUUCUCAAUAAUUAGUACUUUCAAUUAAUAGAUUUUGUAUAUUCUCAAUCUUGUAAUAAUCUUUUACAACACAUAUCUCUUUGUAAUAGCUAUGCUAUGACUGCGUUAUUGAACAGUGUACUUUUAUGACUUUUACCCAUCUUGAAUAAAAUCCAAAUAAAGUCAACACUAUAAAGUUUGAAAUUUGCAAUCAACCCAUAAAGCACCUGUCAAUUUUCACAAAGGCAACAACAAACACAAUUUAGAUGGACAAUAAGAAAUAUGAACUCCCACUGCUGUACCUGG
This is a messenger RNA of Frankliniella occidentalis (western flower thrips), 3172 nucleotides long. Its product is annotated as puromycin-sensitive aminopeptidase-like. Gene Ontology annotation, molecular function: metalloaminopeptidase activity; zinc ion binding; peptide binding. The record is from RefSeq and is a predicted model, not a curated record. NCBI's taxonomy places the organism in Eukaryota, Metazoa, Arthropoda, Insecta, Thysanoptera, Thripidae. Gene Ontology annotation, biological process: proteolysis; peptide catabolic process. The transcript has 12 exons. Bases 266 to 2881 code for a protein of 871 amino acids. Gene Ontology annotation, cellular component: cytoplasm.